Gossypium raimondii (Peruvian cotton) is the source of this 309-nucleotide messenger RNA. Its product is annotated as stamen-specific protein FIL1. The record is from RefSeq and is a predicted model, not a curated record. The coding region runs from base 1 to 309 and encodes 102 amino acids. NCBI's taxonomy places the organism in Eukaryota, Viridiplantae, Streptophyta, Magnoliopsida, Malvales, Malvaceae. The transcript has 2 exons.
AUGGAAGUUAUUAAAUCAGUGGCAUCUCUCAGUUCCCAAGCAGCAGCAAUACUUGUGCUGCUGACUGUAGCAGCAGUGCAGACCCAGACGGCUAAGGCACAAAGCUGCACUCCUGAGCUCACCAACUUGAAUGUGUGCGCACCAUUUGUGGUCCCUGGUGCCACUCAGACCAACCCUAGCCCUGACUGCUGUGCUGCACUCCAAUCAGUGCAACAUGACUGCCUCUGCAGCACUCUUAGUAUUGCCUCUCGACUCCCUUCUCAGUGCAAUCUGCCUCCUCUGACUUCUGAUAUGCAGAUUAGCGCAUGA